This is a messenger RNA of Echinops telfairi (small Madagascar hedgehog), 207 nucleotides long. RefSeq names its product thymosin beta-4-like. Gene Ontology annotation, cellular component: cytoplasm. The record is from RefSeq and is a predicted model, not a curated record. The transcript has a single exon. Gene Ontology annotation, biological process: regulation of cell migration; actin filament organization. NCBI's taxonomy places the organism in Eukaryota, Metazoa, Chordata, Mammalia, Afrosoricida, Tenrecidae. The coding region runs from base 1 to 135 and encodes 44 amino acids. Gene Ontology annotation, molecular function: actin monomer binding.
AUGUCUGACAAACCCAGUAUGGCUGAGAUUGAGAAAUUCGAUAAGCUGGAAUCGAAGACAGGAACGCAAGAGAAAAAUCCACUGCCUUCAAAAGCAACGACUGAACAGGAGAAGCAAGCAGGUGAAUCAUACUGAGGUGCCGCUGCCAAUAUGCACUGUACAUUCCACAAGCACUGCCUUAUUAUUUUCCUUCUUUUAGCUGUUGAA